CAUAUCUAUAUAAAAGACUACUACCAUCGUCUUACUUAUCAUUACCAAACAACCUGCAGAUCUUGCCACAGCCAAAAAUUAAAAUGCUUCGAAUCGUUAUCAUUCCUCUGUUCUUUGCUGCUUGCAAUGCAGGUAUACUUGGUGAAGUUUCGUACUCCGCACCUGUUGCUUAUUCUGCUCCAUUAGCUGCAGCCUAUGCAGCUCCUGUCAUUAAGGCAGCUGCCAUUCCUGCAGCCACAUCUUAUCAAAAUACUCUGAAGUUCUCGAAAUCUGCCCUUGUUGCCGCUCCAGCAGUAACUUAUGCAGCCCCAGCUCCUGUCGUUAAAUAUACCGCGCCAGCCCCAAUUGUUAAAUACGCCGCUCCAGCACCUUUAACUUAUGCAGCUCCAGCAUCCUACGCCUACGCUUCUCCAGCGUCCUAUGCGUACGCUGCUCCAGCGCCAAUUAUUAAAGCUGCCCCAGCAAUCUCUUAUGCUGCGCCUGCGCCAAUUUUCAAGGCUGCUCCUGCUAUUUCUUACGGUGCACCAGCUAUUUCUUACGGUGCCCCAGCUAUUUCUUAUGCCGCAGCUGCUCCAGUGCUUAAAGCUGCUGCUCCUAUCUCUUACGCUGCACCCGCAUUGUCUUAUGCUGCGCCAGCACCUAUUUAUAAGGCAGCUCACCUGUCCUAUGCUGCCCCUGCUCCAAUUUUGAAAUCAGCACCUAUUUGGUAAUUAAAAAUGUAAUAAAUUAUAAACAUUUCAUGUAUUUAUGAAUGCGCUUUAAUGUUUUUGUAUUGUUAUUUUGACAUGUAUAAAUAAAUUUGUUUUUAUAGAA
Molecule: messenger RNA, 813 nt
Organism: Agrilus planipennis (emerald ash borer)
Lineage: Eukaryota; Metazoa; Arthropoda; Insecta; Coleoptera; Buprestidae
Product: cuticle protein 16.5
Exons: 3
Coding region: 84-710 (208 amino acids)
Source: RefSeq, a predicted model, not a curated record